AAAGUGGGGUGAUUAGUCCAUUUGCCCACAUGCCUGCCCCACAUAUCAUCUGAGAUGUGUGCCUAACUCACGCCUAACGCUGCCAUCAAGCAUUCAAAACUUACUUCUUCAACACGCGAUCAUUGAUUGAUAUGGACUGGCAUACUACACCACAAACACCGUAACCGCUUUCAUACAACUCCAGUCUCGUCUCGGUAUCCAACACUUCAGCUUGAAAACCAUCACAUUGCCUUCCAGAUUGAUCUCAUGCCCGAGAAAGACCGGACCAACGACGGAGACUUUGAAUACAUCGAAUACCAUCACUUCGAGGCCGUUCCUUAUGAUCGACUGAUGUCCUGGAAAGGGGGCGAAGGAACUAUCAAUUGGGGUCAUGGCGGUGUUAUUCGCAAGAGAGCGAGUGAGCCACUUGAUGAUCAAGAUCUUCCCAAAGAUACUGGAGUUCUUGUAAUGAAGGCAGACUUCAAAUUGGUACCUAAAUAGGGAAAAGAGAACCAAAGAGCUCUUGGCCUGUUGAGAACCGAAGCAUAAUAAACAACCUAUAAUCCUCGUCCUCGUCGCCGCCGCUCUCUCCCGCAACGUGGAGACGCACAGCAUCGGUCAGAUGGUGUUUCUCCUGUGCCCUCUUGAAACUCAUGCUCAUGCCAAUAUAUAAGAAAUUGCUGAUCGUAAUUUGGAGUCUGGAAACGUCCGGCAUUCUCGCUAUAAACCAGCUAUCUGUGUCCAAAAAAGAUGUGAACGCAGUGGGGGAUUCCGCACCCAAAU
This is a messenger RNA of Fusarium redolens, 762 nucleotides long. RefSeq lists its product as uncharacterized. The coding region runs from base 247 to 480 and encodes 77 amino acids. The transcript has 3 exons. The record is from RefSeq and is a predicted model, not a curated record. Lineage: Eukaryota; Fungi; Ascomycota; Sordariomycetes; Hypocreales; Nectriaceae.